AUGCCGGCCUGCAGUUCUGCCGUGCCUUGCGGGGAGGACCCGCAGGUGACCAUCGCGGGUCGCGAGGGCCGCCCCGUGCCUGUCAAGCGCAGCAUCGCCGAGCUGUACAUACGCGUCUUCUCGCACAUGCCGAUCGACGAGGUCAUCGAGCGCAAGAGCAGCAAGGCUGCCGAGAACGCCUACUUCAAGGCGCAGGUGCAUGCGGCGGAGGUGUCUUGGGCGAAGCGUGAUCAGCGCACCGCGCUCGACACGGUCGGCUUGAUGGGCGGCGGCGACAACGUCUCGGUGGGUUACGGCAGCGUCGUCAAGGUGAAGCGCAAGGUUGCCAUCUUGAACAAGGCGGAUUUCAAGUACUUCCACGGCGGCAACGAGCCCUUGCAGCGCGUGGUGCGCCACCAUCCGAGCAUGUCGAUCCCAGUUCGAGGCGGCGUCGCGGGGGAGACGGAAAAGGUGUGGCUGUUCGAGAACUUCCCUGGGGCGCGCCGCACCAUGAGCUUCUGCACCUUCCACAGGGUCACCGCUGGGUCGACGCCCGUGCGCCCAGACGACGUCUUCUACGACGGCCAGGUCGUCGAUUUUUACCAGAAGGGCCUCAGCACGCAGAAGUCUGAGUUCGACGCAGAUCUUGUGGCGAAGGACCUGCCGUGCAUCAACGCCACGAGGGGGAAGUUCAACUUGGUGCCGCUCAAGCUUCACGAAGCGGGCGAGGCGGCCGACGAGGUGCCGCAGGGUGCUGCACCUGGAUCGCCUAGCGCGGCGGCAGCGGGCAGCGCCGUCGGGGAGGAUGAGGCCGAUGCAGAUGGCGCGGCCAGCGGCUUGGGCGACGCCACUCUCAGCGGCGUGAUCCAGUUGCCCUCGGCUUUCGGCAGAUCGCGCUCGGAUGUCGGCAUGCCCCCUACCAAGAGGAGCAGGCGUGGGAAGAAGAGCCCCGCCGCGGAUCUUGAUGCCUCGCCCUUCGCAGCUGACGACGACAUCGGCCUCGACGACUCAGCGUCGCAGGUGGCUGCAUCUACUAUGGUUGGCGCGGCCAGUGGUAUCGGAGGAACUGUUGACAGCAAGCAGGGCCCCUACAAGCACAUCGAGAAUCUAGAUUGCGAGAUGGAGAUGGUGAAAGGGAACUUGGGCAAUGCGCUGCACCACGCCAACAAAUGGGUACGCGAGCACGGCAGUGAGCUGAAGUGGUCCCAGGGAACCGCUGACCUCAAGGCCCACAUCAAGAAGUUCGAGAUGGCUCACAUUGUAUCCGUUGCCCACCAGGAUACCUACCAGGACGAUGAAGUUGCCAAAGCCGUUCUUUUUCUGGUUCAGACCGACGGGGCUUUACCCGACGCCGUGAACUUGAAGCUGUGCAUGCGAGAGUCCAGGCGGAAGAUGAAGCAGAUCAGCGACGGCGAUGCAUUUGUAGCGUUCUUUGCUUCGACGUUGCCAUGCAAUCCUAGCCACACCGAUUCGUUUAUCAGUUCUUCGCCUACACUGAGCGCUCUGAAGCUGGAGCCAGAGAUCAAGAUCGGCACGUUCUUGGGUUGCUUUAUCAACGACUGGCUUUGUCCCUGCAUUGAGGCAGGCAAGAGCGCUCAGGAUCUGCUCACCACGGCCGUCGACAUCAUUGGUAACAAGGUCUCGGAGAUCGUCGCCUCCAGCGACAUGCCCGAAGAGUAUUUGGGGUUCUUUUGCUCGCUUUCGGAAAUCACCCUCGCGCUGAGCACGCUCCUCCACGGUCUCGACGCGGCCACCCUGGACGAUUUCGCCUCGAGGGUCAAGCACCACGUCACCAUCUUGUCCGACGCGAAGGCUAAAGACCCCAUGGCGCAGCGCAUCGCCCGCUCGAUCCUUGCGACGCCGAUCUACGUGGACCUGCUUGCCGACUUGAGGAAGACCUCGCAAGGCUUAACUACCAUGAACCAGGAAGUCGAGCAUGCGAAUGUGGUUUUGACGACCAAGAUGCCAGAUAUUUGUGGUGAGAGCGAGGAGUGGCGAUUAACUUGCCAUACCAGCGCUGUUCUUGCGAAGAACUUGUUGGGUUUGCUGGAUGUGCUCGGUCGCACCUACGGGAACGAGUUGAAGGAGAGUGCUUUGGACAGGGCGCGCGUUAUAGUCAUGGGCAUGCGUGAGCGCGCUGCCAAAGGGCUUGUAUCUUUGACGGAGUCGAAGUCUUUCGCUGAGAUGAUCUCCUACCAGAGGAUCGCGUGGCACAGCGAGGCUUUCUUGGUCGAGGCGGAGAGCGACGCGGCCGACAUGCUCGUCAAGAUCACCGCGGACGGGGAGGUGGCAAACUUCAAGGUCGAGCUGACGAAGGCUGCCAAUGCAGAGAUCCUGUCGCAGGACAUCCUCGAGUCCGUGAAGUCCAUAUUCGAGAAGGUCAGGGGCACGAAUGUCAACGACGACCACGUGAAUUCUGAAUUGAUGAAGGUCGUGCGCAGAUGCAUCCAGAUCGCGCUGGACACCAACUCGGAUUGUCAGGAGCUGAAGUCGGCGUCGCUGAACGCGCUUGCAGGUGCCUUGGAGCUCCUGCCGCCGUGCACCUACCACCGCGGUGUUCCCGGCGCCCUGAGGCAGCGGCAUGAGCUGGUGGCCUUGGAGACAGCAUUCAGGAAGAAGCAUUGCACGGAAGGUGGUGUGAACUUGGAUGCAGCGCACACGGACGAUACGUUGGUUACCAUGAAGGGUUCGACCAAAGUGCUGUUCGAGAAGGUCUCGAUCAUGAACUUUCCUGACGACGAGGAGACUGCUCACAUCAAAAAGAUCGCGACGGAUUGCGGCAACGGGGUGCAGGAGCUGAUCCACCAGGUCGCGUCCCACGGGCUUGAGGUGAAGUUGCUCGCGUACCAGGACAAGACGCUGAAGGGGCUCAGGAGCGAGCAGGGUGGCCUCAAGAACGGUGCCAACUGGAUCGACGGGCUGCCGAAUGGCAUGGACGAGAAGUGGGACAAGACCCGCGCGGUCGGCAAGGCCACCUUGCUGGCGGACGGCAUCGCCGUCGGCCUCCGCAAGAAGGUCGACGCCGCCUUGCAGGAGGAAGCCGCCAUUCGCAAGUGGGCGAAGACGUUCGAGCUUCCGAUCGACGAGAACAUCUUCCAGUGUGGCUCGGGCGCGAUGGGCAGGUGCAUCAAAGCGUGGGGUGCGUCGCUCAUGAUCAAGGCCAUCGCCGAUGGCGUUGACAAGGUGAGUUUGAGGAAGGCCGCGAUGGCGGUGCAGACGGAGCUCGGCAAGCGCCAGCUGACGCUGGAGUCCUUGCAGCCGAGCUCGCUGGCCAAGAAGGCCGUGGAUGCGAUGCACUUCAAGUGA
Molecule: messenger RNA, 3285 nt
Organism: Prorocentrum cordatum
Lineage: Eukaryota; Dinophyceae; Prorocentrales; Prorocentraceae
Source: the annotation of a GenBank genome assembly